UGGGGUCACCGGCGUCUUCAGGACACGUUUGGCACGUGUGGUAUACCAAAGAUCGGGUGGCAGAUCGACCCCUUUGGUCACAGUCGAGAACAGGCGUCCAUUUUCGCACAGAUAGGCUUCGACGCCAUGUUCUUCUGGCGUUUCGACUACGAGGACAAGAAGAAAAGGUUAGCUGAGAAGAGCAUGGAGUUGAUAUGGCAGGGAAGUGAUGACUUGGGAAGUUCUUCAGACAUAUUCACAUCCGCCAUGGAAAUGGGUUACGGUCCGCCCCCGGGCUUUAACUGGGACUUAGCCAAUGGCGGUAAUGACGACCCGAUCAUCGAUGACCCGGAAUCUGAGGACUAUAACGUGGAUAAAACUGUGGACAGACUAUUCACGUACGCAAAGGUGUACUCUAACUAUUACGCCACAAACAAUGUACUCUUCCCAAUGGGCACUGACUUCUUCUAUCAAGACGCCAACAUGUGGUUCAAGAAUAUGGAUAAACUCAUCAAAUAUUCCAACCAAAGGAAGUCCAACGGAUCCAACAUUAAUGUCUUUUACUCGACUCCUACCUGUUAUCUACACGGCGUGCAUAUGGCUAACCAUACCUUCCCCACCAAAAAGGAUGACUUCUUCCCGCAUGCCUCCAACACCCACUCCUAUUGGACGGGAUAUUUCUCGAGUAGACCAGCGAUCAAGAGAUACGAAAAAGUUGGCAAUAAUUUCCUUCAGGUCUGCAAACAGUUGGAUGUCUUAACUCAGGGAAAU
This is a messenger RNA of Oppiella nova, 750 nucleotides long. The record is from the annotation of a GenBank genome assembly. Lineage: Eukaryota; Metazoa; Arthropoda; Arachnida; Sarcoptiformes; Oppiidae.